Stereum hirsutum FP-91666 SS1 is the source of this 1110-nucleotide messenger RNA. Its product is annotated as glycoside hydrolase family 105 protein. NCBI's taxonomy places the organism in Eukaryota, Fungi, Basidiomycota, Agaricomycetes, Russulales, Stereaceae. The transcript is spliced from 3 exons. Gene Ontology annotation, biological process: carbohydrate metabolic process. The record is from RefSeq and is a predicted model, not a curated record. Bases 1 to 1110 code for a protein of 369 amino acids.
AUGUCCGCAGCGAACAUCAACCCGAAGAAAGUCGCACUGCUGAAGCAGAUCAGAGGCCUCAUCGACUGUUUAGUCAAUAUCAAGGAUGAGACUGGAGAGUUCUUGAUGACUCUGGAGGAUGGCAGAGUCAUCGACACGAAGGGUUGGAACGAUUGGGAGUGGACACAUGGAGUAGGACUAUACGGCCUCUUGAAGUUCCACGAGAUCACAGGAGAUGAAGAAGCGCUACGCAUCUCCCUUCUCUGGUUCAAGGACCGUUUCGAGAUCGGCACGACGAAGAACGUCAACACGAUGUCUCCCCUGCUCACUGCAGCAUACCUCCACGAAGCCAAGCAUGCAGACUACCUCGCACAUCUCGAUUCAUGGGCGGAGUGGGUCAUGUACGACAUGCCACGGACGGAAGAGGGAGGUCUGCAACACAUCACGUACCUCGUCGACAACCACCAGCAACUAUGGGACGAUACGCUCAUGAUGACUGUCCUUCCCCUGACGAAGAUCGGUCUCGUCUUGGGGCGACAGGAAUACAUCGAAGAGGCGAAGAGGCAGUUCUUGCUUCAUAUCAAGUAUUUGGCUGACCCGCAGACCGGAUUAUGGUUCCAUGGUUGGACGUUCGACGGCCGUCAUCACUUCGGAAAGGCCCUGUGGGGGCGAGGGAACUGCUGGAUCACAGUCUCCAUCCCAGACUUCAUCGAGCUCCUGAAACUACCACCAACGGAUGGUGUUCGCCUCUUCCUCACUUCAGCCCUCAAAGCCCAGAUCGACGCACUGGUGAAGUAUCAAGACCAGUCGACCGGCCUCUGGCAUACCAUCCUCGACGACCCGACAUCGUACCUAGAAGCAUCCGCGACGGCCGGUUUUGCGUACGGAAUCCUGAAGGCUCUGAGGAUGCGUUUGAUACCUAAGGAGGAGCGGUAUCUGAAGGCGGCGGAGAAGGCGGUGAAGGGCGUGAUGGAUAAUAUUUCGGAGAAGGGAGAGUUACAGAAGGUGUCGUUCGGGACGCCGGUGUUUGAUGAUGCAGAGGAGUACAAGAAGAUCCCGUUGACGUCGAUGCCUUACGGGCAGUCGCUAGCAUUACUGGCACUUACGGAAUAUUUGCGCACCUUUUUGUAG